AGAUCGUAAAAAAGAAGCUAUUGUCAGUUGACAUUACUCUGAAUCUUUUCACUUGAUAUCAUCGUGAAUAUAGCCCAGUUUUGAUGCUAAUCCGUUGGUGCAGAAGUUGUAACAGGCAUGGAACCACAGUCAUUAAAAUGGGUUUCAUUGUUCCUCUCUCGUUGAAGAGAAUCGAUCGCCAGGAGUACAAUGUUCGCAGAGUGAGCUUCAUAAUGAUACAACAAAUCUUAUUGACUUUGUUACUUGAGCCCUAUUGUAGAAUGUACUGGAAAUCUAACACGUGUGACAGCUAAAAGACUGCAUGAACAACGAUACAGUGGAGCUAAUAAAGGAAAGUGAAGACGUGGAGUUAAAUCUGACCUCCCUUAAGAUCAAUACUAAACCCCUUCUUUCAGCUGAGCAUCGUUAGAAGCUGUCAGAGCAUCGAUUAUCUGCGAAAAAGAGGGUUUCAAACAUUUGAUUCCUCCUCCCCCUGAAAGUAAUACCUGUUUCGAAUCUGGCUCUACAAAAUCACUGGCUUUCGUUGUAAACCUUGCGUGUAUUAUUUACAAAGCAGCUUAUCUCUUCAAUACUGAGGUUUUUGCUUCUUGGAGGAUUAGAUGGAAUUGGUUUCCAUUUCGCCAACAAAGUUACAGCACGAGCGAAACCAUAUGUAUAUGGAUGGAUUGUGUUAUAUUUCUCUUAUUUCAAAUCGUCCAUUUCAAUAUUUAACAGGACUCUGAACUUUGAGAACAGUCUGAGCUGGUGCCUGUUUCAAGGAAUAAAGGAAAUUUAAGAAAUGAUGAAAAGGAAUUUAAAGAAGACAAAAGGCUAACGAAAAAAGAAAAUGAGAGCCAUGGUUUACCAAAUAAUGCUGAAGUUAUGUACUUCAUUUGUUUUGCUAAAAGGUGCUUCGUCGGUUCUAGUACCAGAUGAACAACGACUUUACGAAGAUCUAAUGCUCGGGUAUGAGAAGAGUGUGCGUCCAGUGAUUAACGCCACAAAAAUACUCAGUGUCACAUUCAGCCUUAAACUUAACCAAAUCAUCGACCUGGACGAAAGACACCAAGUUCUCACGACAAACGUCUUCAUUGAUCAGGCUUGGAGAGAUGAAAAUUUGCGAUGGGAUCCGGCCAAUUACAGCCAAAUCCGAUCAAUUCGUGUUCCGUCGAAAAGAGUGUGGCUUCCAGAUACCUUCAUAUACAACAAUGCUGAUGAUGGAUCUACAGGUUUCAUGCAGGGAACAUACGUCCUCCUUAAUUAUGACGGCAUUGUGGUGUGGCCAGUUCCAGUCAAGUUAAAAAGCUCCUGCAAAGUGGAUAUUACCUAUUUUCCUUUCGAUGAUCAGGAAUGUAUUUUAAGGUUUGGUUCUUGGAUAUACAGUGGAUCCUGGAUUGACUACCACUCACUACACAAUGACACGGGGUCUCCGGUAGAUCUAACUGCCUACGUCAACAACAGCGAAUGGGAUCUAUUAUCAGUAACAUUGAAGAGAAAUAUUCGAACACACUCCUGUUGUGAAGAUCCACAUCCUGACAUCACAUAUGUUCUACAUAUCCGACGGAAGACUUUUUAUUAUAUUUUUAACAUCAUUGUUCCUUGUGUCAUGCUGUCUGCCUUGACUUUGUUAACGUUUUGGCUUCCGCCUACUUCAGGGGAAAAGAUAACUCUCGGGCUGUCGGUUUUCCUGGCUUUCUCCAUGUUUAUGUUACUGAUAGCCGAGGAAGUCCCAGCAACUUCAGAAUCUGUUCCAUUGAUAGGAAUAUACCUAUGUGUGGUGAUGACAAUGACGUCAUUGUCCGUGAUAAUGGCUGUGAUUGUAAUAAACCUCUACAACAGAGGACAUAAAACAAAGAGGGCACCAGCCUGGCUAAGACUCAUCUCUCUUGUAUGGUUGUCCAAGAUCAUGUUUCUCAAGCAUGACUUAAUCAAGUUUGCAAAAGACGUAAUUUUAGAAGAUGAGAAAAAAGGUGCCUAUGUCUGCAAGAAGCAUUCAUUUUCAACCAAGCAAAAGGAUGAUCUGUUAUACCAGGAAUUAGAAACUCUGUCUCUGGAAAAUCAAUUCAUUCGGAAUAGAAAGAAAGUUAGCAGGGCGGAAGAAGCCUCACCAGCAGCACGAGAUAAUGAAAACGAGGAAGAAAUGCAGCCACUGAAUGAAAAUCCUGACGAUACAAAUAGAUCGCAGAAAGACUGUGAAAAUUCUGAUUUGGAAGAGCCCAGAGACAAUAAUAACACAACCAAAGAUAAACCGCCAAAAGUGGCCUCAAGGUCAAGGACACCGGAAGUAUGUCGAACAUUUUCUUCGUUGUUUCAAAGGAAGUUAAUAGUGGCUGAAUGGCAGCAGAUUGCAUCUGUGAUUGACAGGGUUUUAUUUUGGUUUUAUUUCCUCAGUACUGUGGCAUCCUACAUUUUAAUUCUCGUGGUUGUGCCAAACUAUAAUUACAGAAAGUGGAACGAGGAACUAUGGCGAGAACAUAAUAAUUACCACUCCAUGUGAUUUCCUGUUUGUAGUUUUAAGUAUACUACUUGCAACUUGCAAUUGUUUUCAUAUUUUUGGUACAUUGUCAAUUUUUAUGGUAUAGAUCUGAAGGUUAAACGAAUUCUGAAAAACACAGCUGUUUCCAACGAAUGAAUUUAACUCUGAAAUAUAUGUAAGCGUCACUUAAAUACGACAUAUAUUAUACAGUGUAGAUAAACCAAUACGUAGAAUCAUUUUGAAAAUGAAAUAUAAAAUAUAUUGAG
Saccostrea cuccullata (small rock oyster) is the source of this 2721-nucleotide messenger RNA. RefSeq names its product neuronal acetylcholine receptor subunit alpha-10-like. Lineage: Eukaryota; Metazoa; Mollusca; Bivalvia; Ostreida; Ostreidae. Gene Ontology annotation, molecular function: transmembrane signaling receptor activity; acetylcholine-gated monoatomic cation-selective channel activity. Gene Ontology annotation, cellular component: synapse; postsynaptic membrane; neuron projection. The transcript has 10 exons. Gene Ontology annotation, biological process: monoatomic ion transmembrane transport; chemical synaptic transmission; regulation of membrane potential. Bases 827 to 2476 code for a protein of 549 amino acids. The record is from RefSeq and is a predicted model, not a curated record.